This is a messenger RNA of Ostrea edulis (European flat oyster), 579 nucleotides long. RefSeq lists its product as uncharacterized. The coding region runs from base 100 to 579 and encodes 159 amino acids. The transcript is spliced from 4 exons. The record is from RefSeq and is a predicted model, not a curated record. NCBI's taxonomy places the organism in Eukaryota, Metazoa, Mollusca, Bivalvia, Ostreida, Ostreidae.
UAGAUAUAUCCAAGCGCACACUUGGUACUCUUAUCAUUGUAAACAAUAUUGGAGACUAUUGCAAGGAGCCACGGAACUUAUUACAGGUGCUGGCUGAGAAUGAAGAGGAAAAGGAAAUUAUCUCUUGAUGAAUUUGACACCUUGAAAACAUUGAAGGAUAUCACAAACCAUUUACCAAAAGAAAAAGAAGUGGAGGAUGCAAGAAAUUUCAAGGCCCCAGCAACAGCCAGAUGGAGAGACACAACAAAGUCUAACCGAAAUCAUCGUAAAGUUAAAGGCAAGAGGUAUGUAGAUAAGACCAGUAGAACAACGGUAGUAGAUGACUUGAGGAUGAACUGUUGCCCACUCCAUUGUAUGGAACAUUUGUCCUUUGAUCUGGUGUAUGACCUACGGACAUCAUUUUGGAACGAAGUUGUGACGGCCCAGAACUUGAAGAUUCAAGAGCAUCGACGUCAAGUUUCCAAGGAGAAAUGUGUAUUAAGUGGUCAUCUAGUGUGCACAGAAUGCUGGCGAAUUGUUCAUGGAGUGUCUAGGUCAAGGCAAGUAAUGCAUAUUUUGUUUCAAUAUUUUCAUUUUUGA